AUGGCAGCCUCCGGUAAAGCAGCCAUAGUGCUGAAAGCGGUAAAGAAAGUCGCCGUCCACUUUUGUCCCUUUGAGGCCAACGUCCGCUCGACUCGGGAAUUUCUUGUCGUGGUGGGCUCGGAGAAGGCUAGAUCCACCAAUUUAAACUGCGAAGUGAUAUCUGUGGUGAAACACGACAAAUCUGAACCUUUAGUGGAUAUCACUUAUAUUGACGGUGAGAGGCUGCUGAUGAAAGGCGCCAACCUGACCAGUAAAGAGAUGCUCAGCGCCUUCCAGGCCCGAUGCAACGCCAAGGAUCCCCAAGGCCAAACUGCUGCCAAAUAA
Nerophis lumbriciformis (worm pipefish) is the source of this 324-nucleotide messenger RNA. Lineage: Eukaryota; Metazoa; Chordata; Actinopteri; Syngnathiformes; Syngnathidae. The record is from RefSeq and is a predicted model, not a curated record.